Molecule: messenger RNA, 1373 nt
Organism: Balearica regulorum gibbericeps (East African grey crowned-crane)
Lineage: Eukaryota; Metazoa; Chordata; Aves; Gruiformes; Gruidae
Source: RefSeq, a predicted model, not a curated record
AUGUCAGCGCUCAGCACUGCCCUUGCUGUGCGAUGCCAGUGCCUGCCUUCCCGCUCCCGGCUGGCCUUUGCUGGCGUGGACAAGGCAUGGGCGCUGGGGUCCCCUGGCUCCGAAGGACUCAUUGGUCUCUCCUCCCACAGCGCUGAGUACCCCGACCUGCGGAAGCACAACAACUGCAUGGCCAGCAACCUGACGCCAGCCAUCUAUGCCAGGCUCUGUGACAAAACAACCCCAAAUGGCUGGACCUUGGACCAGUGCAUCCAGACAGGUGUCGACAAUCCUGGCCACCCCUUCAUCAAGACUGUGGGCAUGGUAGCUGGCGAUGAAGAAACCUACGAGGUGUUUGCUGACCUGUUUGACCCCGUGAUUCAGGAGCGGCACAACGGAUACAACCCCCGCACCAUGAAGCAUGUCACAGACCUGGAUGCUACCAAGAUAAAAUUUGGCCACUUUGAUGAACGCUAUGUGCUCUCGUCCCGGGUCCGGACUGGGCGCAGCAUCCGCGGGCUGAGCCUGCCACCAGCCUGCACCCGUGCUGAGCGGCGAGAGGUGGAGAAGGUGGCCGUGGAGGCACUGAACGGCCUCACCGGAGACCUGGCAGGCCGCUACUACCGCCUUGGCGAGAUGACGGAGAAGGAGCAACAGCAGCUCAUCGAUGACCACUUCCUCUUCGACAAGCCAGUGUCCCCACUCCUGACAGGAAUGGCCCGGGACUGGCCCGACGCACGAGGGAUCUGGCACAACAACGAGAAGACCUUCCUGAUCUGGAUCAACGAGGAGGACCACACACGUAUCAUCUCCAUGGAGAAGGGUGGCAACAUGAAGCGCGUCUUCGAGCGGUUCUGUCGGGGCCUGAAGGAGGUGGAGCGGCUAAUCCAGGAGCGAGGCUGGGAGUUCAUGUGGAAUGAGCGGCUGGGUUACAUCCUGACCUGCCCCUCCAACCUGGGCACUGGGCUGCGAGCAGGCGUCCACAUCAAGCUGCCACUGCUCAGCAAGGAUAGCCGCUUCCCUAAGAUCCUGGAGAACCUCCGGCUACAGAAGCGUGGGACAGGUGGUGUGGACACUGCAGCUACUGGCAGCAUCUUCGACAUCUCCAACCUGGACCGGCUGGGGAAGUCAGAGGUGGAGCUGGUGCAGCUGGUGAUAGACGGUGUGAACUACCUGAUUGACUGUGAGCGGCGGCUGGAGAAGGGGCAGGACAUCCGCAUCCCCUCCCCGGUGCCACAGUUCCGGCACUGAGCUGGACCAAGGCAGAACCAGCCCUGUGGGGCCCAGCUCCCCCCAUAGCUUACGUGAUCUCUGUGCCCAGCAUGUCGCUGCGUCCUGUUACCCGCAACGCGCCAGGCCAGACCCCAUAAAUGUGUGCUGCUGUA